AUGGGCAGUGGAGCCAGUUCAGAGAGCAAGGAGUCAGCCAGGAGAUCCAGAGAACUGGAAAAGAAACUCCAGGAAGAUGCAGAGAGGGAAGCCAGGACAGUCAAACUACUACUGUUGGGUGCUGGAGAGUCAGGAAAGAGCACUAUUGUAAAGCAAAUGAAGAUCAUCCAUAAAGAUGGUUUCACCUACCAGGAACGCAUGGAGUUCAGACCUAUUGUUUACAGUAAUGCAGUGCAGUCUAUCCUGGCUAUUGUGAAAGCAAUGACUAAGUUAGGGAUCAGUUAUGAAAACUCUGCUAGAAUUGAGGAUGAAAGGAAGCUGUGUGCCAUGGCAACAAGUCUGGAGGAUGGCAGCAUGUCUUGUGAGCUGGUUGAGCUGAUGAAACGCGUGUGGCAGGACGGCGGGACCCAGGCGUGCUUGGCCAGGGCAGCAGAGUACCAGCUCAGCGACUCGGCCGCCUAUUACCUCAACGAUUUGGACAGGUUGGCAAUGCCAGACUAUGUCCCCACUGAGCAAGAUGUCCUGCACUCCCGAGUGCAGACAACUGGGAUUAUAGAGACUCAGUUUUCUUUCAAGGAUUUAAACUUCAGGAUGUUUGAUGUGGGUGGACAACGAUCAGAGAGAAAAAAGUGGAUUCACUGCUUUGAAGGAGUUACUUGCAUCAUAUUCUGUGCUGCACUCAGUGCCUAUGACAUGGUUCUGGUGGAAGAUAAAGAAGUGAACAGAAUGCAUGAAAGCCUUCAUCUGUUCAACAGCAUCUGCAACCAUAAGUGCUUUGCAGCCACUUCCAUUGUGCUGUUCCUAAACAAAAAAGACCUAUUUCAAGAGAAAAUAACAAAAGUUCACCUGAAUAUCUGCUUUCCUGAGUAUAAUGGACAAAACACAUUUGAAGAUGCUGCAAAUUACAUCAAGAAACAAUUUCUAGACUUGAACAUAAGGAAACAAGACAAAGAGAUAUAUUGUCACUUGACCUGUGCCACAGACACCCAGAAUGUCAAAUUUGUUUUUGAUGCAGUCACAGACAUAAUAAUCAAAGAAAAUCUUAAAGACUGUGGGCUUUUCUAACCAUUCAUUCCCUUGCUCAAAGCUUCAGUCCACUUUCCUCUCUUCAUCUGAUGUGCUGAUUGAAAUUAAAAAAAGUCCUCUUAGGUAAG
This is a messenger RNA of Sturnus vulgaris (Common starling), 1154 nucleotides long. RefSeq names its product G protein subunit alpha transducin 3 (gene GNAT3). Gene Ontology annotation, cellular component: heterotrimeric G-protein complex; cytoplasm. Gene Ontology annotation, biological process: phototransduction, visible light; sensory perception of sweet taste; adenylate cyclase-modulating G protein-coupled receptor signaling pathway. NCBI's taxonomy places the organism in Eukaryota, Metazoa, Chordata, Aves, Passeriformes, Sturnidae. The record is from RefSeq and is a predicted model, not a curated record. Gene Ontology annotation, molecular function: GTP binding; G-protein beta/gamma-subunit complex binding; G protein-coupled receptor binding.